CUGGAGCGGUCCAAGCUGCGGCGGCAGAAGGCGAACGCCCGGGAGAGGAACCGGAUGCACGAUCUGAACGCGGCUUUGGAUAAUCUCCGUAAAGUGGUUCCUUGUUAUUCCAAAACCCAAAAACUUUCCAAAAUCGAAACCCUUCGUUUAGCCAAGAACUACAUCUGGGCUCUGUCGGAAAUCCUGCGCUCGGGGAAGCGGCCCGACCUGGUGUCCUACGUGCAGACUCUGUGCAAGGGCUUGUCCCAACCCACCACCAACCUGGUGGCCGGGUGCCUGCAGCUCAACUCCCGCAAUUUCCUCACGGAGCAGGGGCAGGAGGGGGGACGUUUCCAUGGUCCCAACCCUUCCUUCGCCGUUCAUCCCUACCCCUACCCCUGCUCGCGGCUGG
Antrostomus carolinensis (chuck-will's-widow) is the source of this 391-nucleotide messenger RNA. RefSeq names its product neurogenic differentiation factor 2-like. The annotation marks the transcript as partial. The transcript has a single exon. Gene Ontology annotation, biological process: axon development; sensory organ development; positive regulation of transcription by RNA polymerase II. Lineage: Eukaryota; Metazoa; Chordata; Aves; Caprimulgiformes; Caprimulgidae. Gene Ontology annotation, molecular function: protein dimerization activity; E-box binding; DNA-binding transcription factor activity, RNA polymerase II-specific. The record is from RefSeq and is a predicted model, not a curated record. Gene Ontology annotation, cellular component: nucleus.